Gryllus bimaculatus (two-spotted cricket) is the source of this 419-nucleotide messenger RNA. The record is from the annotation of a GenBank genome assembly. NCBI's taxonomy places the organism in Eukaryota, Metazoa, Arthropoda, Insecta, Orthoptera, Gryllidae.
GUGAUACUUUCAACAUACCAGAUUCAGUGUUGGGUCUUACAUUACUAGCAAUUGGAGGUUGCCUUCCAGAAACUAUUUCAAGUAUAAUUAUGGUUCGUCAGGGUGAAGGAUCUAUGGGGAUCAGUAAUUCCCUUGGCGCAAAUACUCUGGACAUCUUGAUGUGUCUUGGUCUUCCUUGGUUUGUCAAGACACUCAUCACGGGCGAGCCUGUGGAAAUGGUUUCUGGUGCUCUGAACAUAACGUGCUUGGGUUUACUAGGUCUAGUUGUUAUAUAUUUUAUUACAAUGAUAAUAUUUAAAUUUACUUUAACUCGAUCAUUAGGUAUAACUUAUGCAAUAUUGUAUCUUAUAUACAUUACAUUUUCUGUACUUAUAGAACUAAAUAUUUUCUUUGAAGUUAAUCCAUCAUCAUGUGAACGU